Molecule: messenger RNA, 1915 nt
Organism: Arachis stenosperma
Lineage: Eukaryota; Viridiplantae; Streptophyta; Magnoliopsida; Fabales; Fabaceae
Product: vacuolar cation/proton exchanger 3-like
Exons: 12
Coding region: 168-1532 (454 amino acids)
Biological process (GO): calcium ion transmembrane transport; intracellular calcium ion homeostasis
Cellular component (GO): plant-type vacuole membrane
Molecular function (GO): calcium:proton antiporter activity
Source: RefSeq, a predicted model, not a curated record
UGUCAUGUAGAAAACAACAUACACACAUAAUAAUAGAGCCUAUAGGUUCAUUCUAAGGCAGUUACAAAAUCGGUUACAGAGUAUUAUUGUUACUUUAUUGUUGCCAUAUUCAUCAUCAUUGUAGAGCCCUUGUUGUCGUUUGCAUUUGCCUCUAGUUGCUACAAAAAAUGGCGUCUCACCAACAAGAGCCAUGGCUUCUAGAGAAUGGAAAUGUGAAGGUGUUGACUAAGGAAAUGCGGCACGGCCAUGGCCGGAGCCGUACUGCCCACAACAUGUCGUCCUCUUCUCUUAGGAAGAAAUCCGACCGGACCCUCGUAUCGAAGGUUCGGUGCGGAUUGCUAAGGAAUUUGUUGGUUAACAUCCAAGAAGUUAUUCUGGGGACAAAGUUGUCCAUCUUGUUCCCAGCAAUUCCCAUUGCCAUCAUUGCCCAAUGCUAUGGCCUUGGAAGACCAUGGAUUUUCGCAUUGAGCUUACUUGGGCUUACACCGCUUGCUGAACGUGUCAGCUUCCUCACAGAACAAGUUGCAAUUUACACUGGUCCUACAGUUGGAGGGCUUCUAAAUGCAACAUGUGGAAAUAUUACUGAGCUGGUGAUAGCAAUAUUUGCACUGAGUAGUAACAAAGUUGAUUUGGUGAAGUAUUCUCUACUGGGUUCUAUCCUCUCAAACCUUCUGCUGGUUCUUGGAACCUCUCUCUUGUGUGGUGGCAUUGCAAACCUUGCAAAGGAACAAAAAUAUGACAGAAGACAAGCAGAUGUGAACUCUCUAAUGCUUCUGCUGGCAUUGUUGUGCCACUUGCUUCCAAUGCUGUUCAGAUACGGCGGUGGUGGCUCGGACGCUCUCGCGGCCGCAGACUCAUCGCUGUACUUGUCGAGGGCCGCCAGCAUUACCAUGUUGGUUGCAUAUUUUGCUUACCUUAUCUUUCAGCUGUGGACACACAGGACAUUGUUUGAAGCUGAAGAUGAGGAUGGAGAUGGUGAGAAUGGUUCAGAUGAUGAAGAAGCUGUGAUUGGAGUGUGGAGUGGUGUUGCAUGGCUGGCUGGGAUGACUGUCUUCAUUGCCUUGUUAUCUGAAUAUGUGGUGGACACAAUUGAGGAAGCAUCAGAGUCAUGGGGUCUUUCUGUAAGCUUUCUCAGCAUAAUUUUGCUACCAAUUGUUGGCAAUGCAGCUGAACAUGCAGGAGCAAUCAUAUUUGCUUUCAAGAACAAGCUGGAUAUCACGUUGGGUGUUGCAUUAGGUUCUGCCACGCAAAUUGGCAUGUUUGUGGUUCCUCUAUGUGUACUGGUUGCUUGGAUAAUGGGUGUUAAAAUGGAUCUAAACUUCAACCUCCUAGAAACCGGUUCUCUUGCUUUGGCAAUAAUAGCCACAUCCUUUACUUUACAGGAUGGUACAUCUCACUACAUGAAAGGGCUUAUUCUUCUUUUGUGCUACGUUGUCAUUGGUGCUUGCUUCUUUGUACAAAGAACACCCUUAAACCAAGUGAAUGUUAACAUCACAUUCAAGUCAGCAAGUGAUGCAGUUUUAAAUGCUUAAUAGGCUUUGGCCUAUGAUUGGUCCCUUGUGAGAUGAAGGAUAGUGGCAUCAUCAUCAAAACUCAAAUGUUGAUUCGUUGAAUUGUUUAUUGGUUUCAAUAUUCUAUCAUCCAUCCAUCCACCGGUCAUAUAUCCAGACACAAGGCAGAAGAGUUUUGCAGCAGCAUUGCAUGUUAGUGAUGAAUCUGUGUCCAAGAUUUUCAAUCAUUAGUAUGAUGUAUCAUAUAAUUGUGGCCUAGCUAGCUAGUGGGUAUUGAGGUUAAUUAAGUUGGUUAUUUUAUUAUCAUGUACUUAAGUAAUUCUGAAAUAAAUGCAAGUUAAUUGUUCUUGCAUGGUGAAUUUGUGGUUGAAUCAUUAAAGAAAGUUCCUUGAGUUUGAAGAGAA